Molecule: messenger RNA, 851 nt
Organism: Aspergillus glaucus CBS 516.65
Lineage: Eukaryota; Fungi; Ascomycota; Eurotiomycetes; Eurotiales; Aspergillaceae
Exons: 2
Coding region: 150-761 (203 amino acids)
Source: RefSeq, a predicted model, not a curated record
CGCAUCAGUCGCAAUCUUUACCGGUUUCAGACGUAUUGCCACCUGUUUGGAGACAGGAAUAGUCCUCCCUUUGAUUCAGAUGUAAGCCAGCAGAGAAAAUACUUUGCUCGCUUUGCCCCGUGGGAGAAUGAACAACCUUGCUUGCAUCUAUGAUUAUUUAUUCGAAAUUCUUGAUUCAGGAGGUGGGAGAGAGUGAUCCAGACUGGGUCCACUUCCUUGCAGUCGUGAGCAAUGCAUCAGAUAGAGGGUGUCAACAGUAUCAUAUGUCCCUCGGCCUCAACCAUAUUCGUCAUUUUGCGGAAGCAAAAACCCCCGAAGCACGCCGUAAUCUCCUUUCCCGCGAUGCUGCUAAAGACAGCCAUCCGUUUUUCCUCACUGAAGGUCUAAGAGAAUCUGCAUUUUUAGGAUGGCUUCCUCUGGCAGAACUUGAGCCCGGCGAUGAAGAAGAAUUCAUUCCCAAACCGUGUUAUCCGGAUCCCGAUCAUGGACCGGAAAUUGUGUGGCGCUGGGCACACCAUUGGCAGCCGAGUAGUGAAUUCAUCUUCUCUCCUUCCCAGGCACCGCUACGACGAUGGGCGUAUGUGAUGUGGGACCAAAGCCGGCUUAAUGAUUGGGAGGUGAUGGAGAAGCCCUGGGAAUAUGUCGAUAGAAAGGAAUGCGACAAGUUGGAACAAGCCCGGGUGUGCGAGGAGGAGAUGAUGUAUGAGACGCGGGCACAUGUCAUGAGAAAACAGGGGAGGGUCCAUUUCGCAUUUCUUUGAUAUAGUUGAGCAUGACUAGCCUAAACGUCCUCUCCACCUUGAAGCAUGAAUCAUGUCCUUUCUGGUUUAGUGGGGCACCGACAUUAUUAA